AUGGCGUUUGUGCUGUCUCUGCCGCCGCAAAGCCCCUUGAAGCGUUCUUUCAGCGAGACGCCCUACCUUCGAUCUGGUUCUCCACUUUCCGACGCCUCCGGUGGGACGGUCCGGCAAUAUGCAUACUGCAAUAUCUCGGCUACUUCUUUCUCCUCUCUGCUUGUUAAUGGUGGGCCCAAAGCCGACGAGAACGCGAUGCCAAGUCCUACAGCCUACUCAUUGCGGAACCUUGCCAACGAGCUAUGGGCAGCUCCGACAUGUCGGAGGGUGUCGAGCCACAUACCGCGGAAGACAAGCUGGGGCACCGAUAUCCCUCCUCCGCCUCGGCCAAGGUCACAGGGAGCGUUCUCCUUGGAGAUUGAUGCCGGGCCUCUGCAGACUGUUGAUCUUAACGAGGACUCAAUCCCCUUGCCCGCCUUUGCCGACAACUGCGAACAUGAUGCACUAUCUAUCUACGAGGUUGCUGAGGAAAUCUUUCCGGAGGGAAGUAUCAGGACUAUCUCGAGUUUCGGCAGCAGCGGGGAAGUGAUUGAAUCCGAGGAUCGUGGGAACGAAUCAUCGGCUGGAGACUCGCACGCCUUACCGUUCAAGCGUUGGAUCAGCACUUUGCGAAGACGGAAUCUACAAAAGAGGAAAGGGCUUACGACGCGCGAUGAACGGUGGCCGAUAGACAGCCCGAGUCCAGAGCAGGCAGACCAUGAUGAUCACGAGCCGGCCACGAAGCAUCAAGCUGGCCACCAAAAGUCUUUGUCUGACGGAUCAUCUCUUGCAUUCAUCACGAAAGUCAAGUCGGCAACGAUCACAAUGGCAAGUAGCAGCAUUGCUCCACUUUCGCGCAAAGGCACACGUGUAGGGAGACUUCGGCGUGAGAACAGGAGCAGCGGCUUCUCAGACCCUCGCGGAUCCAUGGACAGCGUUAGAUCACGUCUUGAGCCGAUCAUCGACGAGGAUGUUUGGCAUCGCUCCAUUCAGCGCCGCAAAACGCUAGAGGAGAUUAUCGCGUCAGAAGAGGGAUACAUAGGAGAUAUGAAGGCUCUAAUCGAUGUAUCAUUUACUCUGCUCGGUUCCGCCUCCACACUGUCAUUACAGGCACAGAAGUCCAUCCACCAGAAUCUAGCUGAGAUCGUGCAGCUCAAUGAGGACAUCUUGGGUGAGCUGUACAAGGUGGUGCCGAACGCGGAGUAUACUCAAAACAGCACCAUACAUCUGCCAGUAGUCUCUAGGCCGAAGCAUCUGCGGUGGCAUAGCGUGGACAUCGCGCCUAGCCGAGCGCCUAUAGCAAAACUGACCCGCAAGCUACGACUUUCCCUCGAUCUGGACCGGCCGGCCGAGGAAUGCCCAGUAGGUGUUUCAGCUGGUUCGAAGACCGCAGCCGAUGUUGCUAGAGUCUUUAGCAAGUUUAUGAAGCGCUUCUUCGCGUACGAAGAAUAUGGCUCGCAGUACCAGACCAUGCUCCAAGAUGCAGAGAAUACGUCGAAGACGACUCCAGCGUGGCAGUCUUACGAGAGAGGUAUGGAAGCACUUGCAAACUCGCUCGCGUCUGUCAAUGGCCGCGACUGUAGUGGCAAGAAGAGUCUCACGUACAGAGACUUGCUCAUGAAGCCGAUCCAGCGCAUCACCAGAUACCAUCUCCUUUUCGAGCGACUCUGCAAGGACACUCCUGUCUGUGACGACCCAGUAUCUUAUGCUGAGCUUGAAAAGGUGUGGCUACGUCUGAAGGAGACUGCUACGAGAGUGAACAACGCCCAAGAUGACCUAAAAACUCGGAAGCUUGUUGAAACGACCUGGUUGCUGCAGGACCGCUUGGUGUUCGAAAACCAGGGUCUCUCGCGUGCAGUGAUAUCGCGGCUGCUUGGUCAUGUAACGCUUUGCGGCGUCUUACACGUGGCUUACCAAGCAACCGAUCGUGUUCGAGGCCAAUACAUGAUUUGUGUGCUCUACAGAUCUUGCCUGAUUCUUGCCACCGCUACCAAGAGCUUCACGAAUUACGAUGUUGUUGCGGCUAUAGCUCUAGCUAACGGUAGUGUAGAGGAAGCUGACAACGGAAGAGGUUUGCAGUGUCACACAGUUCCGUACACGUGGAAGUUCGUCUUCGAGCACGGAAAUCGCAUUUUCGAGUUAAUAAUGAGCGCUUGUUCAACGAAGGAGGAAGAGGAGUGGAGGAAACAUCUUCACACUGGUAUCACCGCCGAGAACGACGAUCUCGCUCAUGGCAGAUCAGAUGUUCGGGAUCUGUUUGCAUCCCUGACGCUAGACCUGAAGUCUCUAGGUCCUGCCUUUGGGCUCAAAGGGAACGCUGGGCGGCGCUUGUCGAUCCACCGAGCUGCAACACUGGGGCCAAAAACGAACCUCAAUCAGGUGAUCAUCAAGAACACGGAAGCUCAGAAGCUUGGUCAAGGGAACCAAUCUGCAACCUCCCUUCCUGUCGCUCGCUCACAGUCACUCCUUUCCGCCGGACACAUACCUACACUUGCGCCGCGGAGAGGCGAGCGGACCCGACUCGAGAACCAUCUGCAGGACGUGUGGACAAAAGACGUGUUGCCCUAUCCUGGCAUGGGUCCUAGACGCGCCGAGAACCCAAUCAGAGCGUCCGCAAACUCGGUCAUGCGCAAGUUGAGCAUGGCGAGCAUCACGAGCAAUUUCUCGAAGCGAUCUGCCAGUUACACGAGCUUAGCAAGUAGCCGACGUGAGGAGCCAUAUCGCCUCGGCCAGAAACUAUCCAACUCAGCACUGAGCAAGACCUCCUGUCCACCUACGACAAAGCCACUUGUGGACUUCCACAACACUCCGAGAGCCUUCUUGCCGGCAGACUUCGAGCUCGACAUAGCUCCGGUUAAGUCAAAGCCAAACCGCGCAACCUUGAGUGUCAUAACAAGCCAGCCGUCUUCUGCUCAAGGUUCAGAGAAUCCUACAGAGUCUGUUCAGCCACUGAAGAAGGUCGAGAACCGUGCGAUCUGGUUCGACAACCCGCAUGAACCGGAGUCUUGCAGUAGCUCGUCGACAAACUUGACACUCACCACUAACACUGCGAAACUACCGGAGCCGUACAUCACGUCCCUCGAUGGAGCGGCGACAGAUGUUGCUAAAUUUCUGGAACCGUUCGUGCCAGGGCCUACCGCGCCAAAACCUUCGAGGAAAGCCCAUACUUUCAUCGCACCAGUCAAACGAACGUUCAAACCUAGACGUCGGCUUCUCAGCUUUUUGGGCCUGAAUCGCACUCCUGUCGAGGAGAGACCUGUAUCAGCUUGA
Coniosporium apollinis CBS 100218 is the source of this 3249-nucleotide messenger RNA. RefSeq lists its product as uncharacterized. Gene Ontology annotation, molecular function: guanyl-nucleotide exchange factor activity. Gene Ontology annotation, cellular component: cytoplasm. The coding region runs from base 1 to 3249 and encodes 1082 amino acids. Lineage: Eukaryota; Fungi; Ascomycota; Dothideomycetes. The record is from RefSeq and is a predicted model, not a curated record. Gene Ontology annotation, biological process: regulation of GTPase activity. The transcript has 6 exons.